UUCCGUACGCUUCUACUUGGGUACCAGGUGCCUGGUUUAGGUAGGGUAGGCCUCUGUGUGGAGGUGGCCGGUCAACGUCUGGGUGAAAGUACGAAAGAACUGUAGCACCAACUGGGAGCCUUCAGUAGACCAUCAUCAGUUAAUUCCUGAGCAAGCACAUAGGUUGCUUAUGCAUUUCUCGUUAAAUUAUAGUUGUUAUUUCUAAAAUUGCAUAGAAGACAUGGCUUUGCAUGUGCAAAUAUUAUGCAAAUAGGCGGUCUCUUCUCCCCAGUGUUUGGGUGGUGUGUUUCCGCUUUCCUGCCAACAUGACCCUAAUUCAUACCCAUAAAUUUUCAUCUCUCAAUCCUGAGAGCAGGGCUUCUGCCCUUAGCAACAGCUGCAUCAGUGCAAUGUCAGUGUUGCUUCAAUGGUACCUCCAGUUUCAGAGUUCUACUUGCCAGGAACAAAUGAUGGCCUUCGCUCUUGUUUCAAGACUAAUUUCUCAAUGCAAAUUUGAUCUACUGGAGGAACUUGUGUCAAAAGAGAUGAUUCAGCUGCUAAAAGAGAAACUUUCUUCAUUGUCUGAAAACCACAAAAGUGCCCUAGCUGCUGACAUGGAUGAAAUAAUGUACACAACAGCAGGAGAUGUUGGAAUUUACUAUGAUGAUAAUGGAAGGAAGUUUGUUAGCAUUCUGAUGCGUUUCUGGUAUCUGACUAGUGUUGACCUUCCUGAUGAGGCUCCAGAUGGAACCAAAAUAUUCCAAUUUGUGUUUGGAGAUGGAAUGGCAGAGGAAAGAAAGUGUCUCUUAACAGCUAAUUAUGAGUUCCAAAGAGAAUUUACACAAGGUGUGAAACCAGACUGGACAAUUACACGGAUUGAACAUCCAAAGCUAUUCGAAUUAGCUGACUGAACAGAGACUUUCACAGACAAUUAAUCAAUAUUCUGGUGCAUCAUCAAGUUUCAUGUGCCACAGUCUGUUGUGGACUAAUUUUGUACUUCUUAAUUCCCCAAAUACAGUCGUGCUUGGAAGCAUAAAAAUAAAAUAUUUCCCUCAAGA
Messenger RNA from Varanus komodoensis (Komodo dragon), 1037 nucleotides. It is a transcript of the gene MAIP1, whose product is annotated as matrix AAA peptidase interacting protein 1. The record is from RefSeq and is a predicted model, not a curated record. Lineage: Eukaryota; Metazoa; Chordata; Lepidosauria; Squamata; Varanidae. The transcript is spliced from 5 exons. Gene Ontology annotation, cellular component: mitochondrial inner membrane. Bases 231 to 890 code for a protein of 219 amino acids. Gene Ontology annotation, biological process: inner mitochondrial membrane organization; protein insertion into mitochondrial inner membrane from matrix. Gene Ontology annotation, molecular function: ribosome binding.